This is a messenger RNA of Cyphomyrmex costatus, 692 nucleotides long. It is a transcript of the gene mRpL17, whose product is annotated as mitochondrial ribosomal protein L17. Lineage: Eukaryota; Metazoa; Arthropoda; Insecta; Hymenoptera; Formicidae. Gene Ontology annotation, biological process: translation. The transcript is spliced from 4 exons. The record is from RefSeq and is a predicted model, not a curated record. Gene Ontology annotation, cellular component: mitochondrial large ribosomal subunit; ribosome. Gene Ontology annotation, molecular function: structural constituent of ribosome. The coding region runs from base 55 to 594 and encodes 179 amino acids.
CAGAGCAAACCGGAUCACGUCACUCGGAAUAAACAUUGGUAAUGGUCGGUGAACAUGAAUCAAGCAAACGUCGAGAAUUUAGUAAAUAAAUUAAGGUACAAUGUCAAGCCACGUCGGAAGUUCCGAAACAUCGACGGUCCAGAAGGACGACUUCGCAAAUUCCAAAAAACCCUGACGGCAUUGAUUAAAUACGAGCGACUCGAGUUAAAUUAUCAAAGAGCUGAUGAAACCAGGGGUUAUGUUGAUCAGUUGAUAUUUGAAGCGAUACGCCAUGGAUCCACACAUAAGGAAACAAUGGACUUGGCAAAUUUUUGGAUACUGGAAAAGCAACUGAUACAUAAACUAUUCAAAGUUCUUGUACCGAGAUAUCAGAAUUAUACCAGCUCAUUUACAAAACUUCACAAAGCACCAAAUAUAUAUCCCGCAAUCCCCUAUAACAGGGCAAUUUUAGAACUUAGAGGUAACAUAUACCCAAGCGUAGAACAGUACAAUCCGCAUGAACGAAAUUUACUUCAUAAUCUACUGCUUAAUGCAGCAAAAAAGGAAUUUAGAAUGGAAAAAUAUAAAGAAAUUGCGAACAAUAUAAAACAAUAGAGAUGAAAGGCAAGGAGAAGAAAAAGUAAUUUAGUCUUUUGUGAAGAUUCCAAAAUCCUAUAUAUUGGAAUAGGUUCAUAAUUUUCUUCAUUGACGAA